Messenger RNA from Porites lobata, 5659 nucleotides. NCBI's taxonomy places the organism in Eukaryota, Metazoa, Cnidaria, Anthozoa, Scleractinia, Poritidae. The record is from the annotation of a GenBank genome assembly.
AUGUUGUGGCUUUCUUGGAUUCUCUUGCUUUUCUUGGCUGAAUCUUCAUCUUCAGCCAAAAUUUUAGGAGGCAGUGCAGUUGGAGGGUCUCAUUACAUGGUGAUCAGAAACGUCAUGGAAGAAUUAGCGGCCCGGGGUCAUGAGGUGCUAAUAAUUUUAACUCGAGCUUUAAUUAAGCUUAUGUAACUCACUCAGAAAUUACACGUUUAUCUAAAACUGUUUUUUGUCAUGUGUUUUCCAAACAUAUUGCCAUCAUAAAGAGAUAUACAAGACUCGCAGUGAUGAACUACCCCGAACUGUCCUCAGCUGCACGCUAGUAAUUUUUCGGGGGCGCAGGCUAGACGCGUACUGUUCUUCGCAAAUCCCACGCAGGGUGACUUCAAUAUUUCAAUUGUUUAUCUAAAAGCAAAAGGGAAACUGAUCAUAAAACGUUAACAAGAAAAUAAAUGAGAGCUUCCCACAAAAAUAUGGUAGGGAUUUAAUUAUUUUCAGGUGUGACAUCGACUAAAGGUCCUGCAACUCGAACCCCACGGGACGGACCAUUGCAUUAGAAAGGUUGUUGAGGGGAGGGGGGGAGGGGGGGGGAGGGGCGGGUGGUGCAAAUUUUCCCUUCGUUAUUGUUUCCCAUGUAUGAUUAUUUGUAGGCCAGUUAAUGAAUACAAUAAUUUUGGGUUACUUUGCAAGCAUGAAUUUUUUAAAAAAUUAUUUUCCUUUGUGUGAAUAUUUUUAUGUACGAAGCCUGUACCCCUACAAGUUUUAUAAUGGUCCCUUCCUAAAGUCAAUCUCAUUGGGAUGUGGGUAGGCCAUCAAUACCCAUUGCUUAAUCCUGUUCAUUUAGGUGGUCAAAUCUGUACAAGUGUCAACUAGAUGUUUUAAGUUGAUGGUUGUAUUGGAUCUAGAGAAAAGUCUCUGUAAAAACUGAGGCCUGCAGGACCAAGGCCACUUCUGUUUGAUAGCUAUACUCUCCUUUUUAUAGAUGAAGCAAGUUGACAUUUAUCCUCUUAGAAAAAGAGAUCAAAAGUGUGGAUACAGAUUCCCCCCUAACUAUAGGAAUUUUCUUCUCAUGGUCUUCAGAAAUAUUUCAAAGAUCAAUGGUGCUGACACACUCACCCCGUCAGAAAUUACUCUCAAAGCCCCCCCUCAGAAUAGACUUUUCGAGGCAUUCAGAGAGUGGAGCAUGGGCAAAAUUGUGUGUGGAUAUGAAAUGGAGAGGCUUUUAGGACCUAGGAGAGAAUGCUCCCCCCCUCUUCCCAUGCUACUAGGAUUAACUUCAAUUUUCCAACAAGGGUCCCUACAAUUCCCCUUGGGGAAGGAGGACCAUCAGCAGUGGAUCUAGGGGGAAGGUGCAGGGGGUGCGCACCCCCCCCCCAAGAUGACCUGCGGUUUUCUAAUACAACUGGUAUUCUGCCAAAAAAAAAAACUAUGUGGUUUAUUGGUGUUGAAGUAGAACAAGAGACGAGUGCACCCCCUCCUAAAAAAAAUCCUGGAUCCGCCCCUGACCAUGGAUUUCCCCCUGGGGACAUGAGCAUGAUCAAGCCCCAGCUAGUUUCAUAGGGAAAAAAAGAACUUCCUAGCUGUUCAAAUUCCCUGCUGCUAUUAUCUUUAAUUGAAUAAAUAUAACUGGUAAUUAAUAAAACAUUGGGAGAGCACUGGGGAGGAGUGGGAGGAGUAGGAUCUAGUCUUUCAAAAAUUCAACCAAAAAUUAUCACUAGUUUGUGAAAGGAAAACUAUUGUAAAGCUUUUUUAACUGAGACAUUUUCAUGCCUACUAGGUGACGUUGGUGGCAGCCUCUGCUACAGAAAUUAAACCCAGUGAAAGAAUCUCACACAAGGUGUUCCAAGUGCCAUAUGCUACUGGAACAACAGCAGAGUCAGUUGCAAAAGUUAUCAUAGAAAAAGGCAUGUCUUUUGAAGUCAUGAUGCAGAUGGAUGAAAUGCGCAGGGUGGUAUGCAACUCAUUGCUCAAUAGCACUGAUUUUCUCGAGAGCCUGAGAGGUCAUGAUUUGAUUAUCCAUGAUGCUGGGGCAUCCUGCUCUGUGUUGCUGGCAGAGUACUUGGACAUUAAGAGGGUCGAGAUUUUACCGGCACCUCCUAAUGCUCCAUUUGUUGUGUACCAUAAAACACCUCUGCCAUUGUCGUAUAUUCCUCAAAUAAUGCCUGGAUAUACUGAUGAAAUGACAUUUUUGCAACGGGUUGUUAACAUGGGGUCCUAUGUUGCUACUAGAAUAUUAAUGGAGAUAAUGUCAAAGACCAUGAAUGAUCUGAAGGCCAAGUAUAAUAUCAGACCUGAGAUAAGCUUCCAAGAGGCCACUGGAGAGGCCGAGCUGGUGUUAAUAACUGCAGAUUUUGCAUUGGAGUAUCCACAACCACUGUUGCCAGGUAAGAGCUUAACAAAGCACAUUUAAUCCCAACAAAAGACAGUCAAUUCCCUAUGUUGUCAACAGCAGCCUCGAGACCAUAAGUUACUGAGGAAUCUCCUUUAAUUUGUAUGCAUGUGCAUUAGAGGGGUAAUCAAUGUGCUUUUACAUUUUUUACAACAAUAUAUUUCCAUUCAGGUGCACCAGGAGAAUCUUAGCAUGUUUUAGUUUUAAGAAUGGGGAGGAGUAGGGGAAAUUUCUCCUUCCCUCUCUCCUGUGAAUUUGAUUUUUCUCAAUCUUUUCAGCAAAUAAACUUGCAUUGGAAACUCUUAUAGUAUGCUUUAAAAUUAAAAAAGGUUUGCUUUUAAUUUCUUGAAAAUUCAAGUAAAGGCUAUUUAAUAAUCAUUAAUUCAGGUCCAAAGAAAUUAACCACAAAUUAGGCUUAGGAAUCUUUCAUUAAUUAAUGUACUGCAUUGUAACUUGGGAUCAAGCUAAAUCAUUCAUGACUAUCUGACGUAUUCUUUGUAAUGUAAAUAUUACUGGUAAGUUUUAUCUCUUUUACAGGGAAUAUUAUGGUGGGACAGCUUAACUUUAAAGAAGCUAAGCCUCUGUCCCCUGAGUUGGAAGAAUUUGUCACUGGGUCAGAUCAUGGUUUCAUCCUUGUUUCAUUUGGGAGUAAUGUGGCUUCCCUUGCAAAAGAAAAAGUGGACAAGUUGGCAGAAGCCUUUGGAAAACUAAAACAAAGAGUUGUUUGGAGGCUUAAAGGUUAGUGUAGUCAUCUGCAAGCCUGUUGCUAGGGUGAUGCAAGACGAGGCACUUGUCAUGGACACUUUAGCACCAGUGUGCGACAAAUGCAGACUGCAGACUUGCAGUCCGGCAGGUAAACGAGGUUAACAUUGUUGUCGAAUGCUCUAACAGAUCCCUUAUCCCUGAACUUUAUCUCUUUUUAAAGUUUAGUUUAGGGAUAGGGAAUCUGUUAGAGCAUUUCACAACGUUUACUUUCAGUUUACCUCAUUUACCUGCCAGUCUGCAAGUUUGCAGUCUGCGUUUGUCGCACACCACUUUGCGACUCCUCCCUUGUGUUUAGAAGUAGUCGCAGAGCAUGGGUAUAUACUGAGGCCCAACUGCUACCCUCUUUGGCCCCAAGACUGUUUAAAGAAAUUAAGGUCCUGCUGCCCUGCAGCAUGACAUUUACAUGAUAGCAAGGGAAGAUCCCUACCCUGUCCCCAAAAUGUAAUCACCAAUUCUUUGACCAAUUUCCCAGUGAUUUCCUUAGUUAUCCUGUUCCUUCUUACCUACAUAUAUAUAGCCCAUAAGUAGCAUUACCCCAUCUCUCCCCCCCCCCCCCCAUGUUAACCCCCCCACCGUGUUAACCCUGAGUACCUAAUAGUCAUUAACUCAUUGACAAAGGUGUCUAUUGACAAAAACGUUCGAGCCAGCUUUGCGCAAUUAUAUUUUAAUUCAGGGACAUCUCAACCUAGUUAACCUGAUCAGCCUGUCCCAAUAAAUGUCCAUGAACUGUUUACUAUCACUUUUGUUUGUUUUCUUCACACAAAUUGUGCGUAAAAAUGUGACUUGUAUAUUUUAUUUGCAGGUUACAUCCCUUCAUCUCUCAGCUCAAACAUCAAGGCAAUGAAGUGGUUACCACAAAAUGAUCUUCUAGGCCACAAGAACAUCAAAGCUUUUGUCUCCCAUGUCGGCCACAACAGUCUGUAUGAGACAGCAUAUCACGGGGUCCCUGUGGUGGCUUUUCCUUUGUUUGCAGACCAGUUUUUCAAUGCAAGGAAGGUGGAAUAUUUUGGCCUGGGACUGCAAGUUGAUCACAACAGUUUUGAUUCUGAACAGUUGUUCAAGAAAAUAAAUAAAGUCAUCACUGAACCAAGGUAAAUAUGUUGCUUAACAUACUGGAAAACAUUAUUUUUGACACGUUUUUGUUUUUAAUUGUUGCAUAUUCUGUGGUGGAUGUGCCCACAUUCAGAGUAGAGCUCACUUUUUCCAGUGGGAAAUGUACCAUAAAAGGUGUAUGUAUGUAUGUAUGUAUGUAAAUCUUUAUUUAAACACGGGAAAUCAUCAGUUAAGCUUAAGUUAAAAACUAAAACUAAUUACAACUGCUUUACAUGAUUGCCGUGUGGGAAUCCGAUAUAUCAGCUACCUUCUUGAUAUUUCGCUUAAAAUGCUCAACGGAUGCAGCGUUUUUUAAGUUUUUGGGCAAGUUAUUCCAUAACAUGGCCCCGCUGUAAGAGAAGCUUCGUUUCAAAUAAUUGGUGCUUGGUUUUCCUGAGAGAAAAGACUUUGCAGAUAUUCUGGAGCAAGGUCAUUCAUGGUUUUAUACAUCAUUACGGCUUUUUGUUUCUUUCGUCGAAGAGAUAGCCUCUCCCAGCUGUAUAAUAGAAAACAAGUUAGACUGCACUACCAUAGGCCAAGUAUAACCCUGACUACAGAGAGGGUGGGUGUAGGGAGGAAGCUUGGUCCAUGGGUACCCUGUGUCUGCACAGUUCAUGGCAAAAAAUACUUUUGAUUUUUGAUAAUUGUUUGUUUUAACCUUAGUUUAAAACUGCUGGGUCAAGAGUUAGGAAUGAGCUGAGAUUAAUUAUUUCUUGGCAAAUGUGCAUGGUCUCAAACCUCUUAAAGAGAGUGGAGAAUUCUGUGGCAGACCUCUUGGUCCAGGAAAGGGAAAGGGUGGUGAGUGCGCAUCCUAGAGGUAUUGCCUUUCCCGAAUUUGUCGCUUAAGUAGCUGGUUAAACAUGGGGCCAAAAUAAAGUAUAUAAAUAAUUUUAUCUACAACUGAGAACUUUAAAAACUUGUUUCAGGUUUAAAAAUGAGGCUGUACGGAUUUCUCAUUUGUUGAAAGACAGGCCACGUACCCCCUUACAGACAACUGGUGACUGGAUAGAGUAUGUACUCAGACAUGAUGGAGCUCCUCAUCUUAGGCCUCAAGUGUUUAACAUCCCUUGGUACCAGUACUACCUACUUGAUGUUAUGGCUUUCCUUGUUACCAUAGUUACAUUGGUUGUCAUGGUGAUAAGGUUGACAUGUAAAUGCCUAUGUCGUGUCUGUUGUAAGCGUGAUAACAAAUCUAAGAUGGAGUGACAGUCUUGUUACGACAUUUGAUUUUAAGAAAUGUUUUCAGUCCUUUGGACUGAUAAUAACAUGCACAGGCAACGUCAAUUUUAUCUUGAUGUGACACAUUCACUGCAAAAAUGAUAACAAAAUGGUCUCCAGCACACAGUAGCUUGCACUUUUUAAAAAAUCAAACACUUGAAUCCUGUUUAUCAGCAGAAAAAUGGGUUUAUUGAGCAUACC